UCUCUCCCUCCCUCCCUCUCUCUCUCUCCUUUGAACCUGAGCCAUCUCACUCCAGCAUUCAUGCCGUUUCCACCAAUAGGCCCAAUGAGCUGACUGCGCACCACCCACUAUCUGUGUGUGUGUGUAGUUUUUUUCUUCUCCUCCGUUCCCCUUCUGUUUUUUCCGAGCAGAGCUGGAUGUGUAGACCGUCACAUGUUGUUCGCCCUCCUCCUCUUCCUCCUCCUCCUCCUCCUCAGUCCGGACACCGGGAGACAUGUGUUAUUUAUCGCUCAGCUGUGCCACGGGACGAACGGACGCACGAGCGGCUCUGGAAACUCCGGAGGAUUAAAAACAAAAACAACCAGCUCGAGCGUUUCUCCGGCUCCUCGAGGAACGAGCAGCGGCGGCUUUUGUGUCUGAGCGCCGAGGACCAGAGAUGGCGAGUCCGCCUCACACCGGAGAGCAGCCGUCGGCGCCCGGCGGCGCGAGCAGCGACGUGAAGAAGAGCGGAUACCUGAAGAAGCAGAAACACGGACACAAGCGCUUUUUCGUGCUGAAGGAGCCGAGCGACGGGUGCCCGGCGCGGCUGGAGUACUACGAGAGCGAGAAGAAAUGGAGAAACAAAUCGGCCGCGAAGAGAGUGAUCCCCCUCGACGGCUGCCUCAACGUCAACAAGAGAGCCGACGCCAAGCACAAAUUUCUCAUCGCUCUUUACACCAAGGACGAGUAUUUCGCGGUGGCGGCGGAGAACGAGCCGGAGCAGGAGAGCUGGUACCGGCUGCUCGCGGAUUUAAUGGCCGAGGGGAAAGUCAACGACGGCUCCACGUCCAACUCGGCGUCCUCGCUGGUUGGCUUCGACGAGGCGAGCUACGGUGUGAUCACGCCGGUCGCCGCCGCCUACAAGGAGGUAUGGCAAGUGAAUCUGAAAUCCAAGGGCCUGGGGCAGAGCAGGAAUCUGACCGGGGUGUACAGGCUGUGUCUCUCCAGCCGGACUAUCAGCUUCGUCAAGCUCAACUCGGAGGUCGCCUCCGUCGUCUUGCAGCUGAUGAAUAUCCGGCGGUGCGGCCACUCCGACAGCUUCUUCUUCAUCGAGGUGGGACGGUCCGCAGCCACGGGUCCCGGGGAGCUGUGGAUGCAGGCGGACGACUCCGUGGUGGCGCAAAACAUCCACGAAACCAUCCUGGAGGCGAUGAAAGCCAUGAAGGAGCUGUCGGAAUUCCGCCCGCGCAGCAAAAGCCAGUCGUCUGGUACGAACCCGAUCUCUGUGCCCACAAGGAGGCACCUGAACAAUCUCCCUCCCAGCCAGACCGGGCUUACCCGGCGUUCGCGCACAGACAGCAUGGCCGCGACUUCUCCUGUUAGCAAGUUUUCCUCCUGUAGAAUACGCACGGCCAGCGAGGGAGAUGGCACCAUGACACGCCCCAUGUCAGUAACCGGGAGCCCGCUUAGCCCAGGGAUCCACAGGACCCUCCUGAGCAGAUCCCACACCAUAACAACCCACCCGUGCAGGACAUUUGAAUCUUCUUCCCUCCAGCACAGUAAGUCCAUGUCUAUGCCCCUGUCCCAUUCCCCACCUAUGGGUGCCCCUAGCCUAGUGAGCCUGUCCUCCUGCCAUGACACCAGUGCUCCUCGCCCCUCCAGUUGCAGUGCCUCCUUCUCAGGCUCACCCAGUGAUGCUGGUUUCAUAUCAUGUGAGGAGUAUGGCUCUAGCCCUGCAGAUGUACGGGACCUUAAGCUGUCGCUCACCCUUCGUAGCAACACUCCCGAGUCUCUCAGAGCAGACACUCCCCCCUCCCGGGAUGGCAGUGAGCUUGGUGGCUACAUGGUGAUGGAGCGGCAAAGUCUGAAUGGUUACCGUCGGUUACCAGAGCUGGACAAGGCUUAUAGGAAGCGCACAUACUCCCUCACCACCCCCCGCCGACAGAGGGCCCCUCCACAAGUAUCUUCAGCCUCCCUGGAUGAGUAUACUCUCAUGAGGGCCACAUACACCAACGGUAACCAGUCUUCCCGCAGGUGUCACACUGCCUCCCCUAAAGGGUCCUUUCCCGAGGAUUACAGGGAUGUCCAGAUCGGAUCCAACGGUGUACAAGCUGACAGUGGUUAUAUGCCAAUGAUGCCAGGUGUGGCACCCCAGACACCGAGGUCCAAGGAUGAUCCCUACAUGCCAAUGAGCCCCAUGUGUGUUUCUGCUCCAAAGCAGAUCAUCAACCCCCGUUCACACUCUUCUUCACCAGGGCUGGCCCCGCACACAGACUCCCCCGGGAGUGUUUCUCUGGAGGACAGUGGUUAUAUGCGCAUGUGGUGCGGAACCAAGAUGUCAAUGGAGAGUUCUGACGGAAAGCUCACAAAUGGAGAGUACUUGAAUAUGUCUCCUGUUGACUCUCUUGUGUCUUUUACACCCCCGGACUACAUCCUUAGUCCCUCAGGAGGAGAUCCCAACCCCCAACAACUUCACAGACAGCCUUAUUUUUACAGCUCUCUACCACGCUCACUUAAAGGCCCCUUGCAGCGCAAUGGGUCCACAGACACAGACCAGUAUGUGGUGAUGAGCUUACAGAGACAGCGGAUAGAAGAGGAGUCCAACUAUUGUCCUAUCUCACCAGGAGACUGUGUGGCCAACAGCUGUCCAGGGACACCAGGCACAGUGUCCUCUGCUGUCUCGCCUCUCAGACUGGCUCGUGUAGAUGGAGGCAUGCAACACCGGAGUAGGGUGUGUCGACCUACCCGCCUGGCUCUGGAAUCCCUCAGAACAUUACCAUGUAUGAGUGAACACCCCCUUCCCUCAGAGCCUCGCAGCCCCGGAGAAUACAUCAACAUAGACUUUAAUAGUCCAACCCAUAACCCUCAGGCAUCCACUGUGUCAGAGAGCUCUGAGUCCUCAGUGAGUUUAAUGUCAGGAAAGAGGGAAUCCCUACCACUAUCAGACUAUACCAAUGUUGAGGUCACUUCCCCAGGUCACCUUGGCUCACACAAAGCUACGGGUUCCCCCCCACCAGGGUGCCUAAACCACACGCCUGAAGCCUUGACUUGUCCUCUGGUGAACAAACAGCAGGGCAUGCAGGGAGGUGAGGUGGAAGAAAAGGAAAAAGGCAUAGGGGGACAGGCAGAGGAGAGGGGGAUGGUAGAGGAAUAUCCUCUCCAACAGCAGGUGAGUCUGGUGUGUCAGCCUCUAUCAGUCAAGGAUGACUACACUGAGAUGACGUUCAGUCCUCCUGCCCCUCUCCCUGCUCUUUGCAGCACUGAUGCUGCUUCCCUCCCUACCAGCCCUACUUCCUGUGUCCAGAGACUUAACCUUGGGAGCAGCAUUGUGGACGGGGUGCCCCAUGUCCCAGAGGACUCAUUUCUCAUAGGAGGUCCUUCAUUAUCGGUCAAUCUUGUGGAUCCACACAGGGGGGCCAAAGUGAUCAGGGCUGACCCUCAGGGUCGCCGGCGGCACAGUUCAGAGACCUUUUCCUCCACCACCACUGUCACACCUGUGUGCCCAUCCUUUGCGCACGACACCAAACGUCACAGCUCUGCCUCUGUGGAGAAUGUAUCUCGGACUGUUCAAAGCUCUGAGGAACCUGAUGAGGACUGUGGCAACAACAGCCCCAUGUGCAGAGAGAUGUCAGCUGGUUAUCAAAAUGGACUUAACUACAUUGCCUUAAACUUGAUGGAGGGAAACUUUGGAGGAUGCAGGUUAGGGGGCUGUGAUGGACUCCUGAGCUUCAAGACAGCCUGUGGCUGCAAGGGAGGCAUGACCUGUUUCAACACCAGCCCCUACGCAAGCAUGGGAUUCAAGGAGACUGCUGCUGCUGUGAAAGAAUGAAGGUUGAUGGAUCCCCCUCCCCCGUCUCCCUCCCUGUCCUGUGAAUGUCGGAUUUGGCUGCAGCCGAGUGACGAGGUCACCACAACGACAGUUGGACCAUGCGCUGCAGCUGAUGUCCUUUGACCUAUUCGCUGCCUUCAAGGUUCACAGGGACUGCCAUCACCAUGGAAACAUGGACACUUGACCCUUGCCCCAAAUCUUCCCUCCGCUUCUCUUGGCACCAAAACAUUCAGGCGCCAUUGCUGCUGUAGUACUAGAUUACUUUUAAAGAGAAAAUGACAAGAACUUAAAUGGACUACUAACUCUAACCAUAGAUAGGUAACUAUUUAUCUAUUUAUCUCUGUACGUAGGCCUGCAAAAUGAUUCUGCAGUCAAAUGUUUAUGUUAAUUGUUAUUACCAUUCUCACACUUUCAACUGGCUUCCUUUUGGCUUCAGCCAAUCGUCGCCAGAAAAUCUCACCUGAAAACCUGUGAACCAAACCUGGAGAGCACGUGCGCACACAAAGAACCUUACAUGCAUACAGAGCACAUGUAUUUAUCUAUUUAUCUAUCAUGUCUGUAUGCUGUAAAUGAAAUGUGUGGGUCAAUUUUUAUACAGAUUGUACUGCAAAAGAGGUGGCAUUUAUGAACAUAUUUAAAAUCAGAGUUAACAUUUGCUUAAAAAAACUAAAAAACCCUACCUCAGCAAAAACCAGGUUGGUACCAAUUCACACAGUAGAAAUAUAUAUAAAAUAUUUAUUUUCGGAGGUGAAUGUUUUUUAGAAAUCACCAAUCCAAAGCCUUACUCUAACCAUCAGCCCUCGUAUGAUGGACCUUUUUUUUAGUUUGGACCUAUAAAACACGCAGUAUAUCAAAGAUUUACUUCUUAGAGACUGAAUGUGCAUCAGAGCAGAGUGAGAGAGAGAUGGCCUCUCCAAGAUUAAGCUCCUUCUCUCCCCACACACAUCUAUGACAAUAUAAUGUAUAAAAAAAUCCAUAGUAAUAUAUUUAUCAAUAUGCCUGAGAUGGAGGAUUUAUACACACUAAAAGAAUACUUACAGUGGAACUCUUGACACUGCAUUGCAUCACAUGUGUAUGCAAGUGUCCGAACAAUGCAGCACCAACCAGGUCCGCCUGGUCCUGAGCACCGGAUCCGUGGCCUGUCUGAGCCCGAUGCCCUGUCCACACUAAUACGGAUAUUUUGCAAAACAAACUUUUCCCUCUACGUUUGGGCAACUCGUCCACACGCAAAUGACGUUUCAAGUCAAUAAAACAAAAUUUUUUACAAACGUCUUCCAAAGUGCAUGUUUAUGUGUAUUGGUGUGUGCAUGUUAAGCGUUUGAUGACAUCACAGCUUACCUGGCACACACCCAUUUUGUUUUGUUUAAUGAGCAUGCACCAGAAACAGCAACAUCAAUGGCAGCUAUAUAACAGUUUUGCCUACCAUUGGUUAGUACUGCCGGAUGUAAUUAAAAGUUUGCAGCUAAAUUUAGCAUCACUGCACCGGCAUUCACAGGGUUUUCUCUUACGAGACGGAUCGUGAAUGUAGACUUUAUCGCCACCUACCGGCCCGGCAUGCUUAUUUGAGCAUUUUGCGUUCAAGUCUGGGCGGUCGUUUGGAGAUUUUUUUUUCUUUUCUUUAAAUGGAGGGAAAAAUAUCUGUUAAAAGAAAUAUCUGCAGUCGUGUAGACGAGGGCCAAGUCUCAGCAUCUUUAUAGACUUUACCAACUCACUGUUCACUUGUGAUAUCCUGCACAGCCUGCAGGAAGUAUAUGACCUGUCAAGACAAGGGAUGGGCACAUGAAUGUUUGAAGUUAUUUGUACGGAGUAACUGGACAGCCCAGUAUUGUACAUUUUCUCACCUGAUGCCUCGCUGUGGGCGUCUUGUCACACCACACCAGACAACACUGAGCAAUGUGGCGGACGCCGGACGCAGUCGGUCCAACGAGCAGCUCCAUAGCCUGAAUUCACGGCCUCCACUGCAUGGUCUUGCACUUACAAACUUUCAAGAUUGUAACACAAGACACGUUGAAUGUAGUACACGCUGUGUUCCGAGCUCGGGAACACACGACCCAAACAAAACACCACAGCAUCCGCGACAACAGUAGUGAAACAUGCAGAGGUAGAGAAUGGAGACUAUACCACAGACACAAGCCGAAUGAAAAGAGACAAACCAGGGGAAGUAUCUUAUUAUUUAUCUGAAUUCACUGGUACCUAACCUUUGCUUCUAUACUGUAAAUAACGCAAUGUUACAGAGAAUUACAUCCAAGCAAACUCUGCAAGACUUUGAGAGAUGUUAAGUUAAAUAACUUAUGUUGUUUGUACUGUACAUAGUAUGUGUUUGAGUGAAAUUUCUGAUACAACAAAAGCACUAAUUAAGUUAUAUGCUAAAUAGUAUGGUUUGGCUUUGAUUUUCUCUUUUUUUUUUUUAAACUAUCAUGGGAUAAUCUUGUGAAAUGGAUGCCACUAUGAGGACAUUUUCUAAUGCUGUAAUUCUGAAAAAAAAUAAGAUUUUAAGAGAAAUCAUUAAUACUUGACAUAGUUAAUUCUUGCUACUACGGUACAACACAAAUGGCAUAUAUGCAAUAUUUACACUUUUAAAAAUUAGUUUACAAAGAUGUACCAAAUGUAUAAAUACUGUUAAUAAUGUUUGUUAAAACCUUAAAUCAGACUUUUGCUGUUUGUACAUAUUUUUUUCUUCAAAUUUGAAAUGGAAACUUUGUUUGUUUUUUGAGCAGUGUUUUUUGCAUUUGGAUAAUGUUUCAAGUUUUUAUUCAGCAUCUAAAGGUUACAAUAUGGGCCCCGGCUUAUCUUGCUGUGUCUUUCAUUGUAAAUAUUUCAUAUCUUGCAUAUUGUGACGCUACUAAGAGAUGAUAAUUUAAACAUAGUUCAUUGCUUUAGAUUGUAUUGAUUCUUUAUAGACACAUGCAAUAAAUAAUGCUGUUAUUUAAGAGA
This is a messenger RNA of Hippoglossus stenolepis (Pacific halibut), 6721 nucleotides long. It is a transcript of the gene irs2b, whose product is annotated as insulin receptor substrate 2b. The transcript is spliced from 2 exons. NCBI's taxonomy places the organism in Eukaryota, Metazoa, Chordata, Actinopteri, Pleuronectiformes, Pleuronectidae. Gene Ontology annotation, cellular component: cytosol; plasma membrane. The coding region runs from base 416 to 3787 and encodes 1123 amino acids. The record is from RefSeq and is a predicted model, not a curated record. Gene Ontology annotation, molecular function: phosphatidylinositol 3-kinase binding; insulin receptor binding. Gene Ontology annotation, biological process: insulin receptor signaling pathway.